Sebastes umbrosus (honeycomb rockfish) is the source of this 2653-nucleotide messenger RNA. RefSeq names its product RAN GTPase activating protein 1a (gene rangap1a). Gene Ontology annotation, biological process: signal transduction; activation of GTPase activity; nucleocytoplasmic transport. Gene Ontology annotation, cellular component: nucleus; cytosol; perinuclear region of cytoplasm. The record is from RefSeq and is a predicted model, not a curated record. The transcript has 16 exons. Lineage: Eukaryota; Metazoa; Chordata; Actinopteri; Perciformes; Sebastidae. Gene Ontology annotation, molecular function: small GTPase binding; GTPase activator activity. The coding region runs from base 162 to 1817 and encodes 551 amino acids.
ACGCACCGGUGUAGUCUAAUUGAACUACAAGUCCCUUGUCUCCCAGCUCUCUGUCGUCAUCACGUCGUGUAACGUGCUGGAUUAGGUUUUGAACGCUAGGAGCGAGCGGGAGUGUGUGACUGGACUGGAUUCAAUCAGAACAGCAGUGUUGUGGUGUCCCGAUGGCGACAGACAUUGUUGCGCAGUUGGCCGAAUCUCUGGCUAAGGCUGGAGUAGAGGAGGAAGGAGAGCUGAGCUACAAAGGCCAGGGAAGAAAGCUGGAUGAUGCCCAAUCAGUGGAGGAGAUGGUUAAGGAGAUCCAGGACUUCGAGGAUUUACAGGCUCUGAGGUUGGAGGGAAACACUAUAGGUGUUGAGGCAGCACAGGCCAUCGCUAAGGCUCUAGAGACAAAGAGCAAGUUCAAGCGCUGUUAUUGGAGUGACAUGUUCACAGGUCGCCUGCGCUCUGAGAUCCCUCCUGCCCUGAAUUCACUGGGUGACGCUCUGAUGCUGGCGGGUGCCAGGCUGACUGUUUUAGACCUCAGCGACAACGCCUUUGGACCAGAUGGGGUGAAGGGCAUUGAGAAGUUGCUCAAGAGCACUGCGUGCUACACGCUUCAGGAGCUUCGGCUCAACAACUGUGGAAUGGGCAUUGGAGGGGGGAAGAUCUUGGCUGCUUCUUUAACCCAGUGCCAUAUAAAGUCCAGUGCGGAGGGGACCCCCCUCGGCCUAAAGGUGUUUGUUGCGGGGAGGAACCGCCUGGAGAACGAUGGAGCCACAGCCCUCGCUCAAGCCUUCCAGUUGAUGGGCAGCCUGGAGGAAGUUCACAUGCCCCAGAAUGGCAUCAAUCACCCCGGUGUGACAGCUCUGGCCACAGCCAUGCAGCACAACGCCAGCCUCCGCAUCCUCAACCUCAACGACAAUACCUUCACUGAGAAGGGGGCUAUCGCCAUGGCUCAGGCCCUGAAACACCUCCGCAACAUCCAGGUGAUAAACUUUGGAGACUGUCUGGUGCGGCCAGCAGGAGCAAUAGCUAUUGCCGAAACUGUAUCGGAGGGACUACCGAUCCUCAAGGAACUCAAUCUGUCAUUCGGCGAGAUUACAGAGGAAGCUGCUCUGGCUGUGGCACAAGCAGUAAAGGACAGGGACCAGCUGGAGAAACUGGAUCUAAAUGGUAACUGUCUAGGAGAGGAUGGCUGCAAAGCUCUGAAAGACAUCAUGGAAGGCAUGAACAUGGACCAGCUUCUAGGAUCGCUCAGUGACGAUGAGGGUGAGCCAGAAGAUGAUGACGAGGAUGACGACGAAGAGGAAGAAGAAGACGAGGAUGAAGAGGAUGUGGAUGAGGAGGAAAUCGAGGAGGAAGAGGAAGAAGAGGAGGAGGAGGAAAGCAAUGGCAUCAAGUUGUCCACCCCUGCAUCAGCACCCCGGCCGCCAGACGUCUCCUCCUUCCUCAGCUUCCCGUCCCCAGACAAACUGCUCAAACUGGGGGCCAAGAGAGCGUUGCUGAUCGAGCAGCAGGUGGACGUGUCAGAUGCUACAAAAACAGCUGAAGCCUUCCUCAAGAUUGCAUCCGUGUACAAGGAGGAGAACAAUGACGUUAAGAACGCCGUGUUGGACAGCGUCGAUGCCCUUCUGAAGAAAGCUUUUACCACUCCGUCCUUCCAAGGCUACAGCUUUGUAUCAUCUUUGUUAGUGCUGCUCGGACUUCUCAAGAGUGAGGACAAGGUGAAGCCCGUGCUCGUUGUUCCCGGCCACCUCCACGCCUUGGAGCACGUUGUUCGACAGGACUACUUCCCCAAAGAGAACGUGGCCGUGCUGGAGGCCUUCAUGUCCCGGUAAGGACGUGACAGAAUGAGCCAAUCAGCAGGCAGCUCCCAGAAACAACAAGGCUCUGGAUUCAUGUAGCAAUGCCAGAAACAGCCUCCAGUCAACACUGCAGAGAGUCAGGUCUGAGGGCUGAGGACUGUGGACACACACACACACACACAGAGACUGAACUUUGAUUGAUCACUGAUGGACCUUUGGAAACCAGCACACAUGAGCUCACAUUUGAAGAAAAUAAAGCAGAGCAGCACUCGAGAAGAACAGACGCUCUUCGCUGUAUCACCGCUACAAACCUCUCUCUGGACUCUGGACUGGACUUGAAUGCUUUGUGUUUUGAAGUAGAUUUAUGCUCUUAUAGUGUGGACUAACUAAAGUGCUUUGUGUACACUCAUAUAACAAGGACAGCACUGACAACCUGGGCUUCAUGCUCUUUGUAUUCUGGUGAAUAAGAAACGGCCCCAUUCCCCCACAUAACCUACGACCAGUGUGUGUCUGUGUCUCCUGGUUAGUGAAGCACAGAUCACACUUUGGUGCAAACUACAAAAAGCUCUGACCAGAACUGAUCUGGGCUCCAAUUUUCAGCUAUUGCACAUUUUAUAUUUCAUAUAUGCCUUUUACUAUUCUAUUGUUUUAUAUUAAAUGUUUAUUGAAUUGAAUAAUAUGGUCAAACAAUGAUGUUAUUAAAAUAUGUAUUAUUGACUGGUAAAUAUUAUCAAAAUAAGAGUGUAAUGUACAAUAGAACAAUCAAAAGUGAUGAAAUAUGUUUAAAUGAAUUUUCUGCCUUUUUAAUGAGGCACAAGAUGCAGAGUUUUUGGAUUUGUGUUGCGAAAAUAAAGCUGGUUUCAGUGUCG